AUGACGAGCAGUGGAAACGGAGACCACUCGACAACCUGGAAGUGGAGACGGAGUGGGGAUUCCGGUAAGUGGCGAGUUGCGUCCGAAUUGAAGUUGUGCAACGCACAAGGACACUGUGCCGAAGGGCUUUGUGCAACCGAGCUGGUUGUUGAUGAUGCCACAAAUAGAUGCGGUGCGUGUGGUGCUGGGCACCUAUCAGGAGAAUCCGAAGAACGGGAGCAAAAAGGCUUGAAAAGGCUUCCAAAUCACUGCACCACACAGAUAGGCGGCGGCUAUUUCUUUACCUUGCCAGUGAAACAGCAACCGGGUCUAGCAACAGAUGGACAACGAUAUGGCAGCGUGUCCUCGUGCGAAACACCCGAGGGAUAUUGGUUUCGGUACGAAAAGAUUGAUAAACGGAAACAAUCUAAAAAGCGGAUUGAUAUCAACUUUAUGGCAAAGUUUGAUGCUUCUGCGCUGGGGAACAUGUGUCACCGGCCGAAGAUAAAGCUGUGCACGGUAAAUACUCUCGAGAGUCGUCCAGACCGUGCGGCGCAAGUUGUAUUGUUAGCGAACGGAACCGAUCCGGUGACGAAAGAAGAGUACACGCUUUACAACUGUAGCGAGAGCGCAUCGAACCUUGGAGAACGUAUCGUAGGUGGAAGAAAUGCACUCCCCGGCGAGGCUCCUUUUCACAUUUCGUUAAGAAAUCGGUACCAUGAGCAUCGGCACGGCUUUGGCCGUGGAUUGUUUUGCGGUGGUUCACUGAUUAGUGCACAGCGCGUACUGACCGCAGCUCACUGUUUCACGACGAAAGCGUCCAACAUGGUCGUAGUGGCCGGCAUAUUGAAUCGAUUCGAUCGAUCCGCACGUAUGCAGCAACGCCAAGUGUUCCGAUACCUUGCCCAUCCGGGCUGGAGUCGAAAGAGUAUGUACGCCGACAUUGGACUCGUAUCGUUGCUGGUGCCGUUCAGUAUCAGUGAUCCUCCCAGCAAUUUACUACCGAUUGCGCUGACUAACCACGGACCAAGGGAAGGUGAACGGUGCACCAUCUAUGGCUGGGGUCAAACACGAGAAGGUCGCAAACAGUUCCAGCCCGUGUGUCUUCAGAAAGCUGAAGUAACUGUGCUGGAUCUGGACCGUUGCAAACGUUCCCUGCGACCGGUUCUAAGCGUCCCGGACGGUACGUUUUGUGCCGGUAGCUUUGCCGGUGAAGUGGACGCGUGUCAGGGUGACUCCGGAGGGCCGCUGGUUUGCGACGGUACACUUUAUGGUGUCGUUAGUUUCGGUUGGGGCUGUGGGAGGUCUCAUUUUCCCGGCGUGUAUACCGACGUGUUCGUGCAUCGCCGUUGGAUUGAAGCAUCGCUGGACACCGAUCCGAGCACGUGGAGUAACGGAGGAGGAGAAGUUCUCGGUCGGGGACGGCGUACUGUUCUGGGUGUAAUAAUAAUGUUUAGCACCGUGCUGCUGUCGUAA
Anopheles maculipalpis is the source of this 1455-nucleotide messenger RNA. Its product is annotated as serine protease 27-like. Lineage: Eukaryota; Metazoa; Arthropoda; Insecta; Diptera; Culicidae. The transcript has 3 exons. The record is from RefSeq and is a predicted model, not a curated record. Gene Ontology annotation, biological process: proteolysis. The coding region runs from base 1 to 1455 and encodes 484 amino acids. Gene Ontology annotation, molecular function: serine-type endopeptidase activity.